AUGACGCAGAUGGACUACAAGUACAGCCUGCUGGGCUCCACCGUGGAUGACUACCACAAGAGGCCAUUGCUCCUGCAGGUGGACACUGCACCUAUGAAUGUAUUUGCAGUUCUGGAGGUGAAACGGGAACUUCCAAAGCGUUGGAAUCACGUAGGCUGCAAGAUCCGUCUCUAUGGCUUCCUGUUUGGCCUAGCUGUCACGUUUUUCAUCAUGGCAUCGUACAUUUUGACGGGGGACAAAAAAGGCCUCAUCCUCACCCCAUCCCCUUACCACUUUAACAGCCUAGUGAGCUCAGGUGCUUUCGCCUUCAAUCUUUCCUCAGUGAAGGACUAUGCACACAUCAAAAUGGUGGUCAAGUCCAUUACGUCCAGGGUGGAGUUUGGCAGCAGUCGACGGAUUCCCAGUCUCAAGGAACUAAUUAAGAGUGAUCCACAUGUGAGAUUGCAAGUUGGCCUUUACAUUGUAUACUUAAUGGACUGGUUGACCGUUUUCAGCAGGGAACAGAUCCUUAUCUUGAGGUUAGAAGACCAUGCUAAUAACAGGAAAUACACGAUGCACAAAGUCUUUGACUUUCUCAGCCUCGGCCAGCUGACAAAAGAAAUAGAGUCAGAAAUCACAAGAAGUCCAGCGUCCAACACCAGAAGACCGGCAGAUAAAAACUUGGGGCCAAUGCUGCCGAUCACUAAGGAGAUCCUGCAGGACUUUUACUCGCCGUUCAAUCAGAAACUGGCUAAAGUUCUGAGGAAUGACUCCUUCCUCUGGGAGAAAUACUCUAAACCCUGACCGACCCGACUUCAUUGUCAUCUCUCUCAAGUGCCCAUGAAACUCAACGUAUUUUUUAAAUGUAAAUUAUUUUUAAGUUAUAAAUGCAGAGAUGGAUCAGAAAUACAAAAAAAAAAAAAAAAAAAAAACAAUUAAAAAAAUUAAAAAGCACAAGUGAGUGUGACGGUUUUGCGUGAGUGUGUGUGUAAGAGAAGACGUGUGUGAAUACAAGUGAUGCUUGCAGGUUUUCAUUUGUGGGUUUUGUGUCCAGAAAAAAAUAAAAUA
Nematolebias whitei (Rio pearlfish) is the source of this 1047-nucleotide messenger RNA. RefSeq names its product carbohydrate sulfotransferase 15. The record is from RefSeq and is a predicted model, not a curated record. The transcript is spliced from 3 exons. NCBI's taxonomy places the organism in Eukaryota, Metazoa, Chordata, Actinopteri, Cyprinodontiformes, Rivulidae. The coding region runs from base 1 to 783 and encodes 260 amino acids. Gene Ontology annotation, molecular function: N-acetylgalactosamine 4-sulfate 6-O-sulfotransferase activity. Gene Ontology annotation, biological process: hexose biosynthetic process.